This is a messenger RNA of Aegilops tauschii subsp. strangulata, 839 nucleotides long. RefSeq lists its product as uncharacterized. The record is from RefSeq and is a predicted model, not a curated record. Lineage: Eukaryota; Viridiplantae; Streptophyta; Magnoliopsida; Poales; Poaceae.
GCUCCCUUCCACGCCACCACUUCGCGCGCCCGACUUCCCUCUUCUCCUCUCCCCCCCCCCCCCCCGCACUCCACGCAAGCCAGAGCACGCGCACGCAACCGGCCGACGGCGCCAAACAAAACGGCACGGGACGGUCAGCGAGGGACGCGAGGAAGCAGCAGUAGCAGCAGAGGGGACGGAUGGUGUUCAGCGGCGCGUGGCUGGCGGCGGCGGCGCGGGUGCCGGCGGAGCUGUGCCAGGGGCCGCCGCGGCCGGGGCAGCGGCGGCGGCUGCGGGCCGACGAGGUGCUGCGCGCGCUGCUCACGCCGCCCGCGCGGGAGCUGGAGCGCCUGGCCGAGUGCCUCUACGUCUUCUUCUGCCUGCCGCUGCCGGAGCCGGACCAGUACUACGUGCCGGCGUCCGGGCGCGGCGGCUGGAUGGCGCGCCGGCCGCCCGGCGCCGUGCUGUACAGCUACCGGAGGUCCCUCUCGCUCUCCUCCGACGGCGGCUCGUCGUCGUCCACGUGGAUGGGCGGCUCCGACGAGGAGGGGCUGUACUACUCGGACGACUAGGAAAGCAGCCGCGAUGUGCAUGUGUACUGGCGAUCGUCGUGUCGGGCUUGUGUUAGCUAGGCGGUGGUGCCGCUUUGUCCGUUCCAUUCUUUGUAGUAACUGUAUAAACGCUGUACAUAUUAGCUUGGUUGGUUGGCUUCAGCGAGAAAUCAAGACGGUUUUUCACAUUUGGUUUAUUUUUCGAUUAUUUGGUUUGAAAAGUUGAAACACUGUGUAACAGAUGGAAAUUAUGCCCGUUAGUGCAGAAAGGAAACAAAGUUGUAAACGGAGAACGUUUCUUCUCCUGUC